CACAAGCGGGUUUUGUGUUUAGACUCCGCCUUCGUACCUGUAAAUCUCCCCCGCUGAGUUGCAGUUGACAGGGAAUAUCAGCUGGCGUCUGGCGACGCUAGAUGAGCAGAAAAAGAACAACAGUUAAAAUACAUGUAGGCUAGUACUUUACGGAUUAUUCACGAAAGGACUGUGAAUCUGGACCGCGUUCCACGGUUAGCAGACAAAAUCAGCAGUAGGCUAGGGCUAAACUGAGGUUAUCGACAAGGUGGAGUUUGGAAAACGUCUGUUUGACACUACUGUUCUGUUCGAUAUGUAGGCUAAAUGUGAGAGAUUCGCGGUCAUCAAGCGUGCUGAGCGUUCACAACAAAGCAUUGGGAUUAAUUACAAGGAAACUGUAAAAUAUGAAUAUUUGAACAAUUUGUUUCUCAUCUGGAGAUUGAACACAGCACACUCGGAACGUUUCGUGAAGGACCUGAUGCGUUUGGAGGUGGAGUGCAAGUGGCGAUUUGGACGAAGUUACACUCGGCUGUGCGUCACUGGUUACUCUGGGUACUGAUUUGUAUAAAGGAGAAUUGAUGAGACCGUAUCGAAGGAAAGGGGUGGCAGCUGAAGCAACAUGGCUGAACAUGGGUUAGGGGGCGCUGACAGGUGCUCCUCUCAAACCUCUGGAUGUUAGUUCUUGAGGAUGGCAACCGUUCUGUUGGCACUGGCAAUAGUAUAAUGACUAAUUAUAAAAGUGGCAAUUUUAAGCCGGGGACGUCCUCUAUCCAUAUGUCCAAGAUGGACGUGAUCAUCCCGUAUUCGCCCGACGUGCCCUGCGAUAAUGGUCAGCGCAUGUGGUGGGCAUUCCUUGCUUCGUCCAUGGUCACUUUCUUUGGAGGUUUAUUCAUCAUACUUUUAUGGCGAACUCUGAAAUACCUGUGGACUGUGUGUUGCCACUGUAACGUCAAAAAGAAGGAUGUUCAGAGAGUCAGCAACCCCACAGUUGUCGUCGGUGCAGACGGCGUGGUCAAGACCGAUGACAAGGACGCCGUGGUGGCUGCCAGCGAGGUGGGCUGGAUGACCUCAGUCAAAGACUGGGCAGGGGUCAUGAUCUCAGCACAGACGCUCACCGGACGAGUCCUGGUGGUGCUGGUGUUUGCGCUCAGCAUUGGGGCCCUGGUGAUCUACUUCAUCGACUCCUCAGAUGAGAUAGAGUCCUGCCAGAACUUCACCCAGGACCUCACGUUACAGAUCGACAUGGCUUUUAACGUCUUCUUCCUGUUGUACUUCGGCCUGCGGUUCAUCGCAGCCAAUGACAAGCUGUGGUUCUGGCUGGAGGUCAACUCCGUGGUGGACUUCUUCACCGUGCCGCCUGUGUUCGUCUCUGUGUACCUCAACAGGAGCUGGCUGGGGUUAAGGUUCUUAAGAGCCUUAAGGUUGAUACAGUUCUCAGAAAUUUUACAGUUUUUGAAUAUUUUAAAAACUAGCAAUUCCAUAAAACUUGUGAACUUGUGCUCAAUCUUCAUAAGCACAUGGCUUACUGCAGCUGGAUUCAUCCACUUGGUGGAAAACUCAGGGGACCCUUGGGAAAACUUCCAAAAUUCCCAAUCCCUUUCGUACUGGGAAUGUGUCUACUUACUCAUGGUCACCAUGUCCACAGUGGGAUAUGGAGAUGUUUGUGCAAAAACAACCCUUGGGCGCCUUUUCAUGGUCUUCUUCAUCCUCGGUGGAUUGGCAAUGUUUGCGCGCUACGUGCCAGAAAUCGCUGCGCUCAUCCUUAAUCGGAAGAAAUAUGGAGGGACUUAUAACUCAACUCGAGGCAGAAAGCAUAUCGUGGUGUGUGGUCAUAUAACGCUUGAAAGUGUGUCCAACUUCUUAAAAGACUUUCUUCACAAGGACAGGGAUGAUGUCAAUGUAGAAAUUGUUUUUCUUCAUAAUAUUUCCCCUAAUCUUGAGCUGGAAGCCUUAUUCAAACGACAUUUCACCCAGGUGGAAUUUUACCAAGGGUCUGUCCUUAACCCUCAUGAUCUUGCAAGAGUGAAGAUUGAAUCGGCCGAUGCCUGUUUGAUCUUAGCUAACAAAUACUGUGCAGACCCUGAUGCAGAGGAUGCCUCCAACAUAAUGAGAGUGAUAUCCAUCAAGAAUUACCACCCUAAGAUCCGCAUCAUAACACAGAUGUUGCAGUACCACAAUAAGGCCCAUCUCCUGAACAUCCCGAGCUGGAACUGGAAGGAGGGAGACGACGCCAUCUGCCUGGCCGAGCUCAAACUCGGCUUCAUCGCCCAGAGCUGCCUGGCACAGGGCCUCUCCACCAUGCUGGCCAACCUCUUCUCCAUGAGGUCAUUCAUCAAGAUUGAAGAGGACACAUGGCAGAAGUACUACUUGGAGGGGGUGGCCAAUGAAAUGUACACAGAGUAUCUUUCUAGUGCCUUUGUGGGUUUUUCCUUCCCUGAGGUUUGUGAGUUGUGCUAUGUGAAGCUGAAGCUGUUGUUAAUAGCCAUAGAAUACAAGUCAGAUAUACGAGAAAGCAGCACGCUCAUCAACCCUGGGAACCAUGUGAAGAUGGAAGAGGGAACGUUAGGCUUCUUCAUAGCCAGUGAUGCUAAAGAAGUGAAGAGGGCGCUGUAUUACUGCAAAGCUUGCCAUGACGACAUCACAGAUCCGAAACGGAUCAAAAAGUGUGGGUGCAAAAGAACCAAGAUGUCCGUCUACAAGAGAAUGAAACUGGCAUGUUUUGAUUGCGGCCGCUCUGAGCAUGACUGCGCGUGCAUGUCAGGCAGUGUGCGUAGUAACGUGGACACUCACCGACAAGGCUACGCGCUCUCCCCCCUGUCUGUUAAUGAUUGCACAGCCACUUUGCGCUCCUCUAAAAGUAACUAUAAUGGAUAUAUCAAAUCAAUGGAUGAGGAGCCACAGUCUGCUCUGUCACCCAAGAAGAAACAGCGCAAUGGUGGCAUGAGGAACUCUCCUAACACCUCACCUAAAGUGAUCAGACAUGAUCCUCUCCUCAUCCCUGGCCACGACCAGAUGGAGACCAUGGACGUCAACGUCAAGAAAUAUGACUCAACAGGCAUGUUCCACUGGUGUCCAUCCAAAGACAUCGAGAAGGUCAUGCUGACCCGGAGUGAGGCGGCCAUGACAGUCCUCAGUGGUCACGUGGUGGUCUGCAUCUUCGGGGACGUGAAGUCGGCACUGGUGGGACUCCGGAACUUGGUGAUGCCCCUGCGGGCCAGCAACUUCCACUACCACGAACUCAAGCCCAUCGUGUUCGUGGGCUCGCUGGAGUACCUGAAGAGGGAGUGGGAGACCCUCCACAACUUCCCUAAAGUCUCCAUCUUACCCGGCACACCUUUGAGCCGUGCUGACCUGAGAGCUGUCAACAUCAACCUGUGCGACAUGUGCGUCAUCCUGUCGGCCAAUCAGAACAAUAUCGACGACGCCUCGCUGCAGGACAAGGAGUGCAUCCUGGCUUCGCUCAACAUCAAGUCCAUGCUGUUUGACGACAGCAUCGGGGUCUUGCAGGCCAACUCCCAAGGGUUCACUCCACCUGGCAUGGACAGGUCUUCUCCAGAAAACAGCCCAGUCCACGGGCUGGUGAGGCAACCGUCCAUCACCACCGGAGCCAACAUCCCCAUCAUCACAGAGCUGGCUAAGCCAGGCAAAACACUGCCCUUGGUGUCAUUCAGUCAGGAUAAGAGCAGUGGGAACAACAUCCCAAUGAUUACUGAGCUGGUCAACGACUCCAACGUUCAGUUCUUGGACCAAGACGACGAUGAUGACCCAGACACAGAGUUGUAUCUCACACAGCCCUUUGCCUGCGGGACAGCUUUCGCAGUCAGCGUGCUAGACUCCCUCAUGAGUGCGACGUACUUCAACGACAACAUCCUGACCCUGAUCCGGACGCUGGUGACCGGCGGCGCCACGCCCGAGCUGGAGGGACUCCUGGCUGAGGAGAACGCGCUGCGUGGCGGCUACAGCACGCCACAGACCCUCGCCAACCGGGACCGCUGCCGUGUGGCACAGCUGGCACUUAACGACGGGCCCUUCGCCGAGCUGGGGGAUGGAGGUUGCUAUGGUGAUUUAUUCUGCAAGGCACUUAAAACAUACAACAUGCUAUGUUUUGGGAUUUACCGCCUAAGAGAUGCACAUAUAACUUCACCCACCCAGUGUACCAAGCGGUAUGUGAUCACUAACCCGCCGUACGAGUUUGAGCUGGUGCCGUCGGACCUGAUCUUCUGCCUGAUGCAGUUUGACCACAACGCGGGCCAGUCGCGGAGCAGCCUCUCGCACUCCUCGCACUCGUCCCACACGUCCAGCAAGAAGAGCUCGUCCGUGCACUCCAUCCCUGCCUCCGCGCGCCCCCCUGGACGCAGCAAAGGCCGCGACCCGCGGGACAAGCAGAAUGCUACAAGGACGAGUAGAAGGGUCCAAGAAAAGACAUGGUUUACAGAUGAACCCGAGAAUGCCUUCCCCCGGAACAUUCAGAUCAAACCCAUGAACACGCACAUGGCCAAUCAAGUCAAUCAGUACAAACCGACAGGCAACCCCAUCCCGACCAUCCGAGAAGUGGAGGACGAAUGCUGAACUCAUGGCUGGGAAAGAAAACCUCAAAGUCAGACAGGCUCAACAGGUUGACGCACCAGUUAAAAUAUGGUUCAAAUAGCUUCCAAUAUUGUGUUAAUUUUAUGACUAUGAGUACCUGUACAGUGAGUAUUAUUUCCAGGCUUUUUAUAAACACACAUACUGUAUCCACGGAUAACUACAUGUUAUAUGCAUUACAGUACAUACAUGCAGUAUAUUGUAUGGGUAUAGACAAUCAUGUUGAGACGUAGUCACAAGAAACCUAUAGAUGCGCAGUUUAAGUAUUGUCCUCCACUUGUGACCAGCCUCUGUCUUGUGGCCAUUUUGUUUAAGUAUGACGGUCGUUUUUAGUGUCGAGAGACCGCUAACAUGAUGAACAGCACAUGGUUAACAGUGACAUAGCGCUAGAUGUGAUUCACUGCCUUCCACACUUGUAGGAGAGUUACAGUAGAGUGUGUCAGUAACAGUACAGGAUGGUUUUCAAGCUUGUCUAUUUGUCCUGUUCAGCUGGUGCAUGUUAUGUGCCUUAGCCGUCUAUAUAAUAUCCUGUGCUAAAGUCCAACGUCCGCAUUUACAGUACCAUAAAUGCAGCUUUUUGUUCAUUUUCUUUCAGGCACAAUGGCGGUGCCUUUAUCGUACACCGGCUGGUUUGUAACGUCACCUCCUUAUUUUGAACGGGUUUGUGUAUAAACUUUGAUCUUCUCUUAAGGAAAAUGAGUUGUAGGACUUAAUAUGAAGUCAUAGAUUUAAAUCUGACGCGUGCGAUCGGAAGUGACCCAUUGCGAACAAAUGAACCUGAAUUAACUGCAUAAGCAAGCUAAAAAAACAGAUGCAGUAAAAUCCCCUCAUGUGAUCGAGCUAACACCAGAUGUACAGUUAGAAACUAUUAGCAAGUCGCAAGUUCUGCUAUAAGAGACAUGACAUAGAUAAAUUAUUAAAAUAUAAUAAAUAGUUAGGCGUGUUUCUACAGAGUGCCACGUAUUGCGUAAAGUGGGCAUUGACAGGACCCUCUUUGGUUGAAGACACUGUCUGGCACUGGGUUGGCAUGGGGGCAUGAAAGUGCUUGGGUGUUCCCCAAAGCCAACCCAAACACCACCAUUUCCAAAAAGGGCACAGAACUGACUAUGUGUGCAGCUCAAUCACAGACUGGGGAUUUUAGUAGGAAGAGUUUUUGCUAAAAAGUAUUUUAGAUCAUCGCAAAUUACAAAACAUCCACAGUAGCAGUGAUUUGAACCAUUUAAUGAAACUGUUUGAUGUUCAUCAAUCAGAUGUGUGUACUAAUUCUGUUCUUCAGCAGAUGGUUCCAAAAAUGCAGCUUUUCUGUUUAUUUACAACAUUGUUUUAAUACCAGGAGAACAAACACUCCUGAUUUUUGCCUUCAAUUGUGGGAAUUAUGCAGUUUGCCUUACAUGCCAAGGGGUAGAGCUUUUUUGCAAAAAUAUAUUCAAAAGACAUGUAAAUGUGUUCAUUUGUACAUAACAUAUAAAUGAAUGAACUCCAAUAACGGUAGAGCUUCUUAAGAGAGACUCUUUCAAGUCUUGCAUCUGAAUGUAAUAAUUUAUACUGCUGUCAUAAUAUAUUACUGUACAUGUGUUGAGGAGCAUAAUCAGCAUCACUCUUUGCAUUAGAUCUCCUAUCAGUCAGAUUGGGUCAAAGGGAGUUUGAAUGAACUUGAAUGUGUGUUUUUUGUCAACUGUAAAUGAAUGGAAACACUAAAGAACAAUACAACUGCAUUGAACUGUUUACAUUCCAUUAUGUGCUACAGUAGAUGUUGUGAAAGAGAUAUCUUUUGAUCUUAAAAGUGGUUUGUCCUCAUAUUUUCUCCACAAAAGGAGUAUGUUUCAAUGUCAAUUCAUCCUUAAUUUACCAAUGACAUUGGAGUGGUUCUAUGACAAGUACUCGUCAUGUGACUCCAAGUCGAUUCACUUGUACAGUACAACGUUAACCUGACUGAUUUCCUAUUGCCUGACAUUUAACUGGUUUAGCUCUGCCCCAAAAUAUUGUAAUCAAUGAAUUCAGUGUGUUACAUAGUUGCUUCUGUCUUUUGUGAGUAUAGCUCAGUCAUUCUCAGUUAAGAUACCAGGGUGAAUAACGUUGGCAUUCGCAACGCUGAGUUGUGCUGGCACUGAGAACAUCCAAGCCUCCUCUCAUGCCUCAGUGCCAGCAACGUGCCAGGCGGUGGUCAGACCAAAGAGGGCAUCCUGAGAGCCCACUUUAGCGAAAAGUGGCACCAGUGCAAAAUUAUCAAUUGACCUUAUUUAACGCAUCAUUUAUGUUGUUAAUUCAUUUUUAAUUUUUAAGGACAGCUACUUUUUUUUGUUUUGAGAAUGACUUGAGAAGUACUCAUGAUUGACACUGAACAUACAAACGCUGUAAACUAACAUUUCUUUUACUGUUAAUUUCAGUAAACUGGUAUGUGUGUAUGACUCAAAAUUGUCCCCUCAAAUCAUAUUCUUGUGUUGAAAAGGACUUUGUUCGUUUUAUGUUAAUGUCAUUAGUUCACAUACAGAGAACACAAACAAAAGUCUUAACCAGUAUUUGGCUACCUACAGUUGGGAAGGCUUAAUUGAUAUCAGUCAGUAAGCUGUUUGUGUGUUUGUUUGUGUGUGUGUGUGUGUGUGUGUGUGUGUGUGUGUGUGUGUGUGUGUGUGUGUGUGUGUGUGUUUGAGUGUGUAUUUGUAGAGGGCGAACCAGUCUUGUGAUUUUAAUUGAUGGUUGAUGGUUGUUGAUGGAUUUGACCUUUUUGACAUAUCAUAAGAAAUCUAGUGAUUAUUAGUCUAGCAAUUUAUUAUCUUGUACAAAAAAGGUUUGUAAAUAACUUGUACAUGAUUUUCAUUUUCUAUUUUUUCGCACAAUAAAGACGGAUGCUCUUGUGCUGUA
This is a messenger RNA of Alosa alosa (allis shad), 7425 nucleotides long. RefSeq names its product potassium large conductance calcium-activated channel, subfamily M, alpha member 1a (gene kcnma1a). Bases 652 to 4548 code for a protein of 1298 amino acids. Gene Ontology annotation, molecular function: large conductance calcium-activated potassium channel activity. The transcript is spliced from 32 exons. Gene Ontology annotation, biological process: potassium ion transport; transmembrane transport. NCBI's taxonomy places the organism in Eukaryota, Metazoa, Chordata, Actinopteri, Clupeiformes, Clupeidae. Gene Ontology annotation, cellular component: postsynaptic membrane. The record is from RefSeq and is a predicted model, not a curated record.